UACACAAAAGUACGUGAUUUAAACGGUGUAACUUGAUGUUUAUUUACUUUGCCAUACUGUGCAGACUUGAAAAAAACACAUCAAAAUUCAGUAUUAAAAGCGAUAUGGCCGAGGCAGAAGAAAGGAAAGAAGAGUAUUACCUAAGACUUUUAACCUUUGUCAUUGGACCAGCUACAGAAGUUCUCCAACUCUAUUUCGAGAUAAAAGUGUUAAACUCGUUGGAUUUUUUUAUAUUCUUGGAAAAUCACAAGCAUGUCUUAUUUCAUGAAUUAUAUCCAUCUAUUCCAUGUUGUGAAUGUAAACAACUUUCAUUAGCGGCUCCAAGAAAAAAAUGUCGUCUUACUGAUACUCAGUUUGAUACAUUGUUUGAAACAGACGAAGGACAAGAAGUUCAAGAUCAUAAAAGAAAGCAUGGACAUACGAUAAAACAAUUAUGUCUUUGCAGUGUUUCAGCAAAACGAACGACUUCUGUAGACUUAAUGGAUAUCACACUUUUGGCUUCUGUUGUUAAGUCGUGUUGCAAACCUGGGUCAAUUUCUGGAAACCCAAUUUGGAUAACGGAUAUUAAAAAGACAAGAAAUUUCAUAGCUCAUUCGCCAAAAAAUAAAAUAACAAAGUCCGAAUUCGAUCAAAAGUUUGGGUUAGUAGAACAAUCAGUGUUGAAUAUUGCAAGUGUAGUAGGUCCUGUAUUUCUGAAAAUGAUCAAAGAUCAAAUUUCUAUUUUUAAAAAUAGCAAUCUGUCGACAAUUAUCGACAAAGAUCUAAAAAGAAAUAUCAACGACAGUAUCUAUAAGAUUCUUGAAAUUUUCGUAGAAGAGCAAAAAAGCACUCUUGAAUCAUUGGCACAUCAAACAAGGAAUUUGGUAGAGAAUACUGAGGCAAUAAAAACCGAGGUAUUUAGCCGACUUGAUGAACAAAAAGAGCUCACUGUUGGCAUACGCAAUGUUGUAUUUGAGGUUAAAACAUUGUGGAAAGAUGAGAUAUCUAAGGCAACAGAUCCCCCCAAAAAAGGACUUUCGCACGAUUAUGACGUUUGCUAUGUAGAAUGGACACUGGCAACACCAAGUAACUGGGAUAUAGAUGAAAUCAAGGAAACCUUGGAAAAUUUUUCCUCUCUGAUGGGAAAAUUUUUCCGUAUAGUGUUUGUUUACAAGGGAUCACUCGUUAUUCAGACAUCAGCUCAAGUACGUUUUCUGCAAAGCGACGAAGAAUUUCAACUAGCUGUAAAAUCAUUUUUAAAAGAUUUACUUGACAUUUGUGAUCUUGAUACGGAGACCAAAACCAUUGUUCAAGUAGGAAUAACGAUAUCCAAUGAGAAAUUCGAAUCAAAAUACUUCGUCUCUGAAAAGAAAAUGGACACCUCAUGGUUAACAUGCGACCCAUGUUCUAGUAAAAAUGUUGUAUUGGAGGCAAUUCAGUUUUGCUCUGAAUGUCAAUAUAAGCUUUGUCGGCAAUGUAUAUCAAACCACAACACGAAUGCAGUCUUUUGCAAGCACCAUUUGACUGAUAUUGGAACAUUAUCCUUAGAGAACUUUUGUACAAACCACGAGGGCAGCAUUCUCGAUUUCUUCUGUGUUGUACAUGAUUGCUUAUGUUGUCUAUCUUGCAAGAUCGAGGAACAUAAUUCGUGUCAAAAUGUGCUUCCUUUAGAAGAUGCAGCAAAAGAUGUAAAACAUUCAGUUAUGUUUCAAGACGUAUAUAAUGCUGUAUCUAACAUUAGAACGACAUUAAAUACAGCAAUCACAAGUCAAGAUGUAAAUAUAGAAAAUCUUAAUGAUGAUGAAGCUACGAUUUCAAGUCAACUUGCGAGUUACAAAACUAAAAUGAUUAACCGAUUAGACAAACUUGAAGGAAUAAUUAUACAUGAAACUAGUGCGUUAAAUAAUGAACAAUGUGCUAGAAUUGAAUCACAUAAAACCAGUUUAUUGCAGAUUAAAAGACCAAUUAAAAAGAUGUCAAGGAAAAUAGAUCAAGUAUCCAAGUAUGGUUCACAAAAACAAUUGUUUAUCCUGAUUAAUAAGUAUAAACUUGAAAUUACUGCCUUGGAGAUCAAACUUCAAAACAUCCUGCCAACACUUAUGACAGGAAGAAUGAUAUUUCAACCGCAAGAAGAUGUUCAAAAUACCAUAACAUCUUUGGCAUCAACCAGAAUAAAUACCUUGCAAUACAAGGCAGAUUUUAAGCCACCGAAAAUUCAACAAGUUCAAGUUCGAUCAGUAGUUUCUCAAAUGCCAACGAAGUUUACAUUAGACCGUAAAAUAGAAAUCAAAAGACCUGAUGAUACAAUUAUUAGAAAAAUUGAUAUAACAGAUGAUAAUCGUCUCCUACUAUGUAGUAACUUCCACCUAUUGGUAUACAGUGAUCGGGGCGAUUACUUACAGGAUUGUGAGUUGUCUGGUAAAUCAUGGGAUAUAGCUGUUAUACCCGGUGAAGACAAAGCUGUCGUUACUUUACCUAGUCUGAAUUCAAUACAAUUUAUCGACAUUAAAACAAUGAAAGCUGGUUCUUCACAUUCCAUACCUGUUGCUUGUUGGGAUGUCACUAUUGUCAACGAUAAGAUUUGUGUCGGUGGGUAUUUUAGCCGUGAAAACUUAUACAUACUUGAUAAGCAAGGGAAAUGUAUAAAAAAAGUGAAUAUACCGAAGGCUUGUUAUAUAACAAGUUUGUAUCCAGGUCCUGAUGAAAGUGUUUACUAUACAGAUAGCAAAGCUGUAGGUAAUGUAACAUUGGAAGGAGAACAACUAUUUAGAUACACUUCAGCCUAUCUCAAAGAACCAAUGGCUCUUACUACCGACAAAAAAGGUAAUUUAUACGUGGCGUAUGAAAGUUCAAAUACUAUUCAACGAAUUACAUCUAAUGGAAAAUUCCUUGAUAUCAUCCUGAAUACAGAAAAUGAUAUAUACAGACCUACUGACAUUAUCUUCAGUAAUGAUUAUCGAAAGCUAUUUGUAUUGAAUUGCGUCGACGAUAACACUUAUGUCCUCGUUUUCUCAUGUUCAUAAAUGAGUUAAAAAAACUGCGAAAUAAGUUAUUCAGUAAAUGUUUUGUAUCAAGAAAACAAAAUAAAUUUAGAUUUUACAACUAUUUGCUUGACAUAAUGUUUGAAAAAUUCUUAAUUGAUGGCACCUUUUGGUUACCAACUUCUUGUAACUUGAUUGUCCCUUUGGUAACUUUUGCCUCUUUUUAUAAGCAUGCAAGGCCUGUUGCACAUGUACAAAACUUAAUGCAAACGGAAUAGCAUAUCAUAAUUUUACUGUGAUGUUGUUUACCGAGCCCGGAAAUUUAGAUACGAUCCGGGAAAACUUAUCGAUCCUUUUAAUAAACUCAUUAUAAAAGGUUAUCAAUUCAACACGCUAUUUAGAUCUUUGAAUAUUGUUUAAUUGGUAUAAAUAUUGAUUUUGUUAUCAGUAAAUUAAAAUCAAACUAAAUAUUAUUGUUAUAUACAUAUGCAUAUUCAAGUCGAUACCUGUAUCUUGGCAUUGCACAAGGUCAUGUUUUUUCUCUGACUAUUAAUGACGUCUUUACACUAAAUCCAUUGAACUAUCUGUAAGACGCUGCGAGUACUCUCAGAUCUGUUGUGGGGAUGUAUAAGUACCCUGUCACGUCCGUUCUGUACUUUUAUUAGAUGUUUUUCUGCUUCGUAUCGAUCUGAUGAGUUAAGCCCUUUUCAACUGAUUUUUAUAGUUUGUUUUUAUGUUGUACUCUCCCAGGUUAGGGGAAAGGUUUUGCACAAACAAACUAGUUUAACCCCGCGCAUUAUUAUGUAUGUGCCUGUCCCAAGUGAAGAGCAUGUAAUUCAGUGGCUGUCGUUUGUUUCUAUUUAUCAUAUUUGUUUUUCGUUCAUUGUUUUGUACAUAAAUUUGGCUGUUAAUUUUCUCAUUUGAAUUGUUUUACAUUUUUUCAAUUCGGGACCUUUAAUAUCUGACUAUGCGGUAUGGGUUUUGCUCAUUCUUGAAGGCCGUACAGUGACCUAUUGUUGUUAACUUCUAUGUCAUUAGCAAUCAUAUCACAUCUUCUUAUUUUUAUAAGACAGAAAUUUAAAAAAAAUAGAUUAUAGUGAAUUAUGUUA
Messenger RNA from Mytilus californianus (California mussel), 4069 nucleotides. RefSeq lists its product as uncharacterized. Gene Ontology annotation, molecular function: zinc ion binding. NCBI's taxonomy places the organism in Eukaryota, Metazoa, Mollusca, Bivalvia, Mytilida, Mytilidae. The record is from RefSeq and is a predicted model, not a curated record. The coding region runs from base 36 to 3002 and encodes 988 amino acids. The transcript is spliced from 6 exons.